AUGCCUGUACCAUUAAAGAAUAAAUGUCCAAAGUGUGGUGGGGAGACUGAAUUACCUAAUAGCAAUUGUAUAAACUGUGACUACAUAGAAUAUUUGAGAUCCAGACCUGGAGCUAAAAAUAUACCAAGUAAACCCUUUGAUAAUGAUUUGUCUCAAAAAGUAUAUUAUUUGCCAGAACAAGAAAACAAACUUGUAGAUGAAACUUAUCAUGAAUCCACGCAAGCUCAAGAAGUGGCUCAAGCGGAAAACGAAUCAGAUAAAGAUCAUAAAGAUGAGAUAUAUUAUAUCUCAUCUUUGAUAAAACUUACAGAUCAGAUUAUUUGCCAACAUGAAAAUUCAGAAGAGCUUAAAGAUAAUUCUGAUCCUUAG
Molecule: messenger RNA, 369 nt
Organism: Diabrotica balteata
Lineage: Eukaryota; Metazoa; Arthropoda; Insecta; Coleoptera; Chrysomelidae
Source: the annotation of a GenBank genome assembly